Messenger RNA from Chlorella variabilis, 3084 nucleotides. RefSeq lists its product as hypothetical. Gene Ontology annotation, molecular function: nucleic acid binding. NCBI's taxonomy places the organism in Eukaryota, Viridiplantae, Chlorophyta, Trebouxiophyceae, Chlorellales, Chlorellaceae. The transcript has 14 exons. The record is from RefSeq and is a predicted model, not a curated record. The coding region runs from base 1 to 3084 and encodes 1027 amino acids.
AUGAGUGCUCCCCAGGCUGGCAAUGGCCUGUCUGUCUCCAUCCCCAUCCCCGGCGCGGCCGCCGCCGAGCAGCCCGGCAGCGCGGCGACGCCCCACCGCUCGCAGACGCCGCGCGACGCCGACGGCGGCCCGCUGCCCAGCGGCCUGCCGCCCGCCAGCCCGGCAGGCAUGACGCCACGCGGCUCGGCGCGGCGCGGCGGGGAUGCCAGGCGCAGCGUGGACGGCGGCACCCCGCGCCGCAGCAUGGACGGCAGCCGCCGCGGCCGUCACACUGUCGAGGUGCCCCAGGGGGCAGAGCAGCAUGAGGGCUUGGUAGUCUCCCGCCAGGAGAAGUUUGGCUUCAUCAAGUGCACCUCACACGAGGGCCGAUACUUCUUUCAUGUCAACGACUCUGACGGCGGCGCCGCCUACGGGUCAACCGUCAGGUUUGUUGGGGCCAAGGAUUUGGACCCCCGCAAGGAAUGUCGCCUAUCAUCCGGCACGCCUGCCGAGGCCCAGGCCGGCCCCGCUGCCACGGCCGCCAAUGGCGGCGAGGCGCCCGCAGGUGGCCAGCAGCACCGCAUGCCCCAGCAGCAGCCGCAGGGCCAGGGCCACGCUCACACGCCCAGCCAGCCGGUGCCGCGCCGGCAGCAGCAGCAGCAGCACCAGGAUGCCUACGGCCGCACCGGGUUCGAGCACUUUGGCCACCACCGCCAGCCCUCCCCCGCCACGCAGCGCGACUGGCGCCUGCCGCAGCGCGAGGCCGCCGAGGCGCAGCAGCAGCAGCAGCAGCAGUCGAGGCGCAGCAGCGCGGCGGCGCUGGCGGCCUCAGGAUCUGGAGCCCUCUCCGAGUCCGGAGCCUCCACCGCCUCUGCCGCCCCGACAGUCGGCGGCGAGCCCGCCCAGCCCUCGCGCUACCGCGGCACCGUGGCGCAGGUGGCGCGUGCUGGGCGCCACCACCAGAUGGACGACGGCCUCCUGCUGUACAUCGACGAAGACGGGCAGCAGCAGCAGGCGCGGUACGGUACCUUCCGCCUGGCAGAGGGCACGCCCCGCCUGGAGCCCGGGGAUGUGGUUGAGUUUGAGGUGGGGGGCCACCCUGGGGCCGCCUCGGGCCACCGCAAGCUCGCCAACGACGUUCGCUUCCUGUCAAAGUCGCUGCAGCCCACGCCGUCAUCGGAGGCUGCUCUGGCUGCCAGCGAGGCAGGGGACUCGCUGCGCGGGCGCCAGCUGGGCCGCGUGGCGCUGCUGAAAAAGGAGUUUGGCUUCAUCCGACAGGUGGACCGCCCGGGAGACAUGUUCUUCCACUUCUCGCAGCUGGAUGGCUGGACGGCCGAGGGGGUCAAGGUGGGGGAUGAUGUGGAGUUCAACAUACGGCGGGACAGGGAGGGGAAGCUGAGCGCGGUACAGAUCCGCCGCGCGCCGCCCGGGUCGGUUGUGUUUGAGGUGAUUGGGGAGGAGCUGCUGCGAGGGGUGGUACUGGAGCGGCCCAUCGCCGGCAAGCAGUACAUGGGCACCAGCGGCGUGCUGGAGUACAGCACCGCGCCGGCAGAGGGGGAGGGAGGCGGGGAGGCGCCCGCGCCGCCGCCCGGCCUGCUGCCCGGCAUGCUCCCGGGCCUGCUGCCGGGCAAGGCGCGCCUGCCCUUCACGCCGCAGGACGUGCAGCAGGGCAGCGGCGCGCUGCGCCAGGGAGAUCACGUGACCUUCCGCAUCGCCACAAACCUGCAGGCGAGGCGGGGGCGGCGGGCCGGGGGGCGUGCAGCACGCGCCGCUAAGGCUGCGGCACUGGCCUCGGUGCCGGGCGCGGCGCAGUACGCUGGGCGGCGCGCGGUGGAGGUGGGCAUGGUGCGGUACGGCGGUACGGUGGCGCAGGUGAACCGCGAGCGCCAGUUUGGGUUCAUCCUGUACGGCGAGGACCAGCUGCUGGCGGGACCGGCAGCCGCGGCGCCCGCGGCGGCGCCCGCCGCUUCCGGCGACGAGCCCGCUGUGGCGGACAAGGGCGCGGAGGCAGCGGCGCCCGCCGCAGAUGGCGCUGCGCCCGCGGCAGACGUCGCCGCGCUCGCAGCAGACGGUGCUGCGCCGGCGGCGGACAGCGCCGCGCCGGCGGCAGAGGUGGCCCCGGCGGCCACGGAUGGCGCCGCGCCUGCCACGCCGGCAGCGGAGCAGGCCGCAGAGGGCGAGGUUACGGAGGCGGCGGAGGAGAAGAAGGGCGAGGGUGCGGAGGGCGCCCCUGAGGCCCCGGGCGCCGACGCCGAGGCCGGCGCCGACGGCGAUGGGGCCGUGGAGGCGGCGGCGUCAGCCCCUGCCGCCGCCGCGCCUCCGCCUCUGCCCAAGAAGAAGCUGUUCUUCCACUUCAAAGAGGUGUCUGGGCAGUACCUGCUGAAGCCGGGCGACGAGGUGGCCUUUGUGCUGCACUCCAACAUGAAGAGCGGCGAGCUGAAUGCGCAGCGCGUGCGGCGCACCAAGGAGGGGCCGGAGCUGCCGCCCACGCCGGAGCCCGCGCCGCGCCCCACCUCCUCCCCCGUGCCCGCCGUCAACCCUUACAAGAACCGCUACUCUGGCAACCUCACUCUGGGCAGCCACAAGCAGCCCAAGAUUGCCAAGGGGCCCGACGGCACCCGCGGCUUUGAGCUGCCGCGCCCGCACGCCAUCAUGCCGCCGCUGCCGGGCCUGGAGCCUAAACCGGAGACCGAGCCCGAGGAGGCGGCAGAGGAGGUGGAGGAGGAGCAGGCCGGGGAGGCCCCCGGCCAGGCGGCGGCGCAGCAGGCGCAGGAACCGGCGGCUGCUGCGGCCGCGGCCGCCGCCGCCGCCGCCGCGCUGCGCGGCCCGGCCCCCGCGGCCGCUGCCCCCGCAGCCACGCCUGCGCCCGCCGCCGGCGGCGGGGCGGCGCCCGGCGCCGACCCCUCCUCGCCCUCCUGGCAGGGCAGCACGCCCUUCUCGGCGCUGGCGGCAAUGACCCUGGCGGAUGCCACGGCGGCUGAGGCGAGCCUCAAGAAGCUGUCGCUGGGGGCGCACCUGAGCGCAGAGGCGCAGGUGUUUGUGCCGCGCGUGCUCAGCAGCGGCGCGCUGGACACCUCGCAGCCCGGCAGCAGCGGCAGCAAGUGA